Messenger RNA from Neocloeon triangulifer, 1550 nucleotides. RefSeq lists its product as uncharacterized. The coding region runs from base 16 to 990 and encodes 324 amino acids. NCBI's taxonomy places the organism in Eukaryota, Metazoa, Arthropoda, Insecta, Ephemeroptera, Baetidae. The record is from RefSeq and is a predicted model, not a curated record. The transcript is spliced from 8 exons.
UGAAUAUAAAAGAGGAUGUCGGCGUGGGAGGCCUUCUGGAUAUUUGCGCAGGGUUUGCUCCUCACUCUCGCGAUCCCCGACACACCAACUCGAGCUCUCUCCAUAGUAAUUUUCAACAAAUAUUCGCAUUCGAAGGUGAAAAUGGAGAUUAGAAGUUGGAUUUGGAUUUUCGCCAUCUGCACUUUUUCAGGCGCUGCCGAGUCUGAAGAAAAUCCAUGGGCGGAAAUAAACUCAACAGACUGCUGGAAUUACGGAAGAAAUCGAUCAAUUUUUGAAGCUCCAGGCGUUCAAAAUUGGAAUGACUGCGGCCGCUGGAACGAAAGUGGAAUCGCCCCGUGGAUUGUUGUACUCAGAACUGCAGACGAUGGCGAUUUUGUGCGUUCUGUUCUUGUGUCCGACCAAACAAUAAUUUCGUUUGGAUGGAGGGACACGUUAAACGCUGAACUGAAAUCAGGAAAAGAAAUUAAAUUUUACGCAGGACAGUGUGAAGAUGAAAAAGAUGGACAAAAAUGCUUUUGGAAAAGAAGUUUGCAGAGCAAAAAGGUUUUGGACGUAAAGAAGGUGAAUGUGAAGUACGGGAGUUUUUUUCACGGGCCGAUCUUUGUUUGGCGGAUUGAAAAAGUCGAAUUCACACCGAGUUUGCAGCCGGCAUGUUUGUGGAAUAAAGACAACAAGAAAGACGAACAAGAAAAUUUUCAUUUCUACGAUUAUCUAAAUGAAACAAUGGGAAAAUUAAAUUAUCUGCCGGAGCACGAUUGUUACAGCGAGAAAAAGAUCAGAAAAAUGUACUGCGACCUGUACGGGAAUUCAAUCUGCACAUCUCGCCCAGGACUUAAUUGGACGCAACAAUUGUAUUUGUUCGUUGGACGCGGUGGUCGAUUCUAUUUACGCGCACUGUUGGCCAGUCUUAUUGACGACAUUGCUCACAAAUGGCUGGACUUGCUGCCGUGGACAAAUGAAAUCACCUCGGCCGCUGUCGAUUUGCAAUGAGCAAAAACUAUGCUUAUAAGACUGGCUUAAGAGAGGCCGCAAAAAUCCAAAAUACACAAUUGUGUAUUACAAGUUUUGAGUUAUAAAACCAUAAUUUUAAGAAGACAAUCAAAUUAUCUAUAUUGUCCAAUUUCGUCUCUAGAUUUAUUUUAUUUUUUAGCCCAUUUCAACGGCGCGCACAAGCAAUUUAAGAAUGAGGCAAGAAGUAAAAUAUCAAUAUAAAGUUAUCAGAAACAAUAAAUUUUAACAUGUAAAUAAUGCUUAACAAAAUAAGUGACACGUAACAAGAUUAUAAAUAUGCAUUGGCACAAUUGCGUGAAUUUAUAACAAAAGAUAUUUCACUUUCAACCUUGACUACGAACAAGUUGGUGUUGCAAUUUGAACAAAGAUGACAGGUCCAGCCAGCCACACAGAGGUGGUCCAAGAGUUGGGACAACACUGGAGUCCGGAUUGCAAAAAAACAUUAUCUGAUAUAUUGAUAAUUCUCUUUCUUUCAUUCUACAAUUGCAUAUUAUGAGAACUACAAAUGUUUGUGCACUUUGAUAAAAUGUUCAGAGAAC